This is a messenger RNA of Struthio camelus australis, 1833 nucleotides long. NCBI's taxonomy places the organism in Eukaryota, Metazoa, Chordata, Aves, Struthioniformes, Struthionidae. The record is from RefSeq and is a predicted model, not a curated record.
AUGACUUGGAUUGUCUAUGCGGAGCAGCCUCUAACUGAUAACAACAGAUCUUUGGCCUCCUAUGGCUUGAAAGAUGGGGAUGUGGUGAUUUUGCGACAGAAGGAGAAUGUAGAGCCACGGCCUCCGAUCCAUUUUUCAGGUCUGCCUAAGAUAGACUUCAGCAGCAUUGCAGUUCCUGGGACGUCCACUCAACAGCGUCGGCCACCAGCACAGCAUCUUCGCCCGUCGCCUCCUGAUGCACCUUCCUUUCCUCAGGCUUUGGAUAAUCCAGCAUUACUACGGGAAAUGUUGCUUGCAAAUCCGCACGAGCUGUCUCUGCUGAAGGAACGCAAUCCGCCCCUAGCGGAGGCACUGCUCAGCGGAGACCUUGAGAAAUUCACCAGGGUAUUGGUGGAGCAACAGCAGGACCGAGCCCGGCGGGAGCAAGAGAGAAUUCGACUCUAUUCAGCUGAUCCUUUUGAUCUUGAGGCACAAGCCAAGAUAGAAGAAGACAUAAGGCAACAAAAUAUUGAAGAAAAUAUGACGAUAGCAAUGGAAGAGGCCCCUGAGAGUUUUGGCCAGGUGGUGAUGCUGUAUAUUAACUGCAAAGUCAACGGACAUCCGGUGAAAGCCUUUGUUGACUCAGGUGCCCAGAUGACCAUUAUGAGCCAAUCUUGUGCUGAAAGGUGCAACAUAAUGAGGCUGGUAGAUCGGCGGUGGGCUGGCAUUGCUAAAGGUGUAGGGACACAGAAAAUCAUUGGCAGAGUGCAUUUAGCUCAGGUUCAGAUUGAAGGGGAUUUUCUGGCAUGUUCUUUCUCAAUCCUUGAAGAGCAGCCCAUGGACAUGCUUCUAGGACUGGAUAUGCUUAAGAGGCAUCAGUGUUCCAUUGAUCUCAAGAAGAAUGUACUGGUGAUCGGCACAACUGGCUCGCAGACUACUUUCCUCCCAGAGGGCGAGCUCCCAGAGUGUGCGAGGCUGGCUUACGGGGCAGGGCGGGAGGAUGUGCGACCGGAGGAGAUUGCUGACCAAGAACUGGCAGAAGCAAUACAGAAGUCUGUAGAGGAAGCAGCUGCUGCUAGAUGGUACCAAGAAAACCAAGUCAAAGAACAGGAAACGGGAGAGGCAGAAACAGAGAGUGGAUAUAGUGCAGCACCAGGAAACUCGGCUCCCCACAAGGCCUGUGUUCUUUUAUAACAGCUUGAAUUUUUGCUGCCUUCGGGUAGACGGUACAACGGAAAUCACCAUGUACAUCAAUAGGCUAUUAAAGUUCUCAUUUUGAAUGCACCUGGAUUACUCUUGAGCCUUAUUCAAUCCACUGAAGCCCACUUUAUCAAGCCUCAUGGUUUUUGUCAGCUGACCUUCUGGUGUUUCAAAGCCUAUGAAAAAGCAGCUGAAGUGGUGGUGGAGUCCUGCUAUGUUUUCUGUGUAUGGCAAGAUCAGCUUGCCUGUUACUGUGAUCUGCUAGAUCCUCCGUGUUUGCUUCAGUUACAUUUGAGAGCUUGCUCUUUUUUGCCACUCUGCAAUGUGUCGUUAUCCCCCUUCCCAAAAAAAAAAAAAAACUUGCAACAGCUCAGUGAUUGUAGAGAACUUGAACUGACCAAAAAAAAAAAAAUCAAAAAACAAAAACCCACAGCUGGUAUGGCAGGAAGCGUUUUCAAGUAGCUUACCCCAUAUACAGGUUUUUAAUCCAGAAAGCCUUAAUAAGAAGGGCACUACACCAAAUUUGCAACUCAGACUUUUUCUCGUACAGAGAGGAAUUUAUCCCUGCUGGUGCUCUUUGUGGAGAAGAGUUUGUUCCUAGCAUUGGCUGGAUUGAUCUCCUUGAUGGAGCUAGGAUUCAGCUCCUGUAGGUAC